AACAUAAUAUUUUUAUACUAAAAAUAUAAAAACCCUACUAGGGUUCUUGUUUGUUUGGUCAGACUCAGAGUAAAGAGAGGAGCAGCGUUUGGGCCGUGACACAGAGAGGCCGCGAAACUCCAUACUCUGCUACCAUGGGUCGUAUGCACAGUCGAGGUAAGGGUAUUUCGUCUUCAGCUUUACCGUACAAGAGGACCCCGCCGAGUUGGCUCAAGAUCUCUUCCGGGGAUGUAGAGGAUAACAUUUGCAAGUUUGCAAAGAAGGGUCUAACACCGUCUCAAAUUGGUGUUAUUCUUCGUGAUUCCCAUGGGAUUGCUCAGGUUAAGAGUGUUACCGGGAGCAAAAUCUUGCGGAUACUUAAGGCUCAUGGGCUUGCUCCUGAAAUACCUGAGGACUUGUACCACCUGAUCAAGAAAGCUGUUGCCAUUCGGAAGCAUUUGGAGAGGAACAGGAAGGAUAAAGAUUCCAAGUUUAGGUUGAUCUUGGUUGAGAGCAGGAUUCACCGACUUGCUCGCUACUACAAGAAGACAAAGAAACUUCCACCUGUGUGGAAAUACGAAUCGACUACUGCCAGCACCCUUGUGGCUUAGGUGAGACAUUGAAUUCAAUACUAGCUUUUGGAGCAUUCCAGGAUGUUAGAGCAUGGAGGAUGAUGCAGUAAAUUUAAAUUUAAAUUUUAUUUCUGUAACAAUGGCCAUAUGGUUUAAUUGAGUUAAAGCUAAUUACGAGAUAUGUGUUGGCAUGUAUUGGAUGAAUUUGUCAUUGCACUUUGACCAUCGAAGAUCUUUUUCUUUUUAUUUUUUGAAACUUUGCUGGAGAGUUAAAUUUAAUUGGAUUAUGAUUUUCAGAUGAA
Molecule: messenger RNA, 853 nt
Organism: Mangifera indica (mango)
Lineage: Eukaryota; Viridiplantae; Streptophyta; Magnoliopsida; Sapindales; Anacardiaceae
Product: 40S ribosomal protein S13
Exons: 5
Coding region: 135-590 (151 amino acids)
Biological process (GO): translation
Cellular component (GO): cytosolic small ribosomal subunit; ribosome; nucleolus
Molecular function (GO): structural constituent of ribosome; small ribosomal subunit rRNA binding
Source: RefSeq, a predicted model, not a curated record